UUCCCGUUCCGCCCUGCACUUAUAUAUAAGCGAAGCAUAGCAGAAGCUGACAGCGGAUAGUGUGCACUGGAGUAUAAGAAACUAACGUGGUGUUCCGAGGCUGUAUAUCUGCAAAGAGAUGACAACAUUACUACAGUGUGCUCUGACCACCUUUAUCCUUAUUCUGGAGACUGUUGACAGUGUACCCACAUACCAGUGGGCAGAUCAUGUGAGUGGGGAGCAGCUUACCUGCCAGCAGUGUCCGCCAGGGUCCUUUGUGGUCAGACACUGCACUAGGCAAACCGAUACACAAUGCCAGCCAUGCCAAGAUCUACACUACACUCAGUAUUGGAAUUAUCUGGAACGCUGUCGGUUUUGCAACGUGUACUGUGGGGAGCUUGAGAGAGUGAAAACUGAGUGCAAUCAAACCCAAAACCGAGUUUGUGAGUGCCAGCCAGGGUACCAUCGUGAUUCCCAGUUGUGUGUCAAACAUACAAAGUGUGGCCCAGGAUAUGGAGUGUCAAAGGAAGGUACCCCUGACUCAGACACAGAAUGCAUAAAAUGCCCAAAGGGAACUUUCUCUGCACAGAACUCCAUGAGUCAGCGAUGUCAACCCCACCAAAACUGCUCUGACCUUGGACUAAGAGUAAAUGUGCCUGGAACUCCUUCUCACAAUACUGUGUGCACCAAUUGCAUUUUCCCCUUCAACUCUGAGAAAAUUGAUGGAGAGUGUGAUAAGGCAGUCCUGGAUUUUGUGACCCACCAGAAGCUUUAUACUCGCCACCUUCAGCGCUUACGGAAAAUCUUAAGGAGGAAAUAUUGGAAUAAGAAACAGUCACAACUACACUUUCUACUAACUUGCCUCAGGGACUCUUACCCUGAACAGCCCUUUCUACCCAAGCUAUUGGAGGUCCUGAAAAAAGCCAAACUGCACAGACUAGAGCAGCAGUUAAAGCAAAAGUUCCUGCAACAAGAAGCCUCCUAGCCGAGUAAAGAAUGACAUGGUGCUAUUGUCUUGCCCUCCAUUUCAGCAUCUCCACUGCCAAAGAUGUUUCUCUUAGCCAAUUUUUUAUGUCCACUUCUUGUCAUCUCCUUUUUAUUUUGGCCCUGAGAGUGUGCAGCGUAAAUUAAUUCAUAGUUGAAUAUUUUGUCUCAUACGCUUAUUGAACUGUAAGAUUAUUUGUAAUAUUUAACAAAUAUUCCUUAAUAUUAACCAAAGAUAGCCACUGGAUAACAGGAGCGACUAUAAUUGUUCAGUACUAAGUCUAGUGAUAUCCAAGUCCUUUUUAUUAUGUAUUCGGCUUCACAAGUAGUCCUACUUACUGCACAAAUAACACACAAUGGUUGAAUUUUUAUAUUUUAAUAGCAUAAAUAAAAUCAACAAAUUAGCACAUCAGGUGUAACUAUUUUACUAAUAUCUAGUACCAACAGCAGAUUAGAUAUAACCACAGACAACAAAAUUAUGUAAAAAGAAACAAUAACGAUACUUAAUUCAGCAAAUAGGAGAUAAAGAAAUAUCAAUGUAACUAGACAAGGUUUACUGUUCUAUAAAGUGAUUACUAAUUUAUUGUAUCUCGGUUCUUUUUACAAAAAUGCAAUUGCAACAAAUUUUCUAUAAAUUUUAUGACAAAGCAUUAGAAUAUUUAUUAGACAAAAACAUUUGCCUUAAUUGAUUUACCUUAUUAGCUCAAUGCACAAUUUAUCAAGUCUAUGGUUAUCAUUUAUUAAUAAUAUAUUUUUGUUACGGUAUUAUUCACUCAAUUAUACCCAUGGCAAGAUCAAUUGUUGCAUUUAAUUAAUUUAUUUUAACUGCAAUAUAGGGAUUACACAAUUUAUUAUGUCCACUUAGUACUGUUCUAUGCAAACCAAAUGAAUAUGCUAACUAAGAGAAUUAACUGUAUUCUCUGUUAAGUAAUUUGUAUCCUUUCUGCAGGUAAGAAUACAAAUUUACUUAAACUACAUAGGUUUAAAGAAACCACAAUUAAUUUGGUCUGAUGUCCCAGAUACUGAAGUUUAAAUGACUGUAGGCAAUAUUACUUAUGGGAAAGCAACCAUACUUUACCAACCAGCAGUGAGGGCUUUGGACAGGAUAAAGCAGGUUCUGGUAAUUGGUCAGAAAUGGAGAAGAUGAGUGAGAACCCUCCUGGUGUGAUGGUACAGGAUAUUGUAAAUUGGAUGCCUCUCUAUCCAUCGUUAAGUAGACUCUAUACUAGAUAUGUCUUAAUUUCCAUAAGAUCAGCCUAGUGUGUGUACAUAGGGCUGUUCCCUCUCUAAUAAGCCUCUUUUUCUAUAUAUUAACUGUGUGUUUAACUAAGAAUUUGCUUCACCUGUCCAAUAGGUGUCAUCAUAGGAUUGAAUAUCCCUCUGUGUAUUCUUUUUAGGAUAUUAAAUUAUUCCAGAAUUCUUAUUAAGUAAUUCUUAUUCCAGAAUUCUUAUUAAGUAAUGUUGUAUAUAAUGUUGGGAGAUUGAAUAAACAUAUAUUUUGGUCUAUA
Bombina bombina (fire-bellied toad) is the source of this 2471-nucleotide messenger RNA. RefSeq names its product TNF receptor superfamily member 6b (gene TNFRSF6B). Gene Ontology annotation, molecular function: protein binding. The record is from RefSeq and is a predicted model, not a curated record. The transcript has 5 exons. NCBI's taxonomy places the organism in Eukaryota, Metazoa, Chordata, Amphibia, Anura, Bombinatoridae. The coding region runs from base 119 to 964 and encodes 281 amino acids.